This is a messenger RNA of Dermacentor albipictus, 15957 nucleotides long. RefSeq lists its product as uncharacterized. The record is from RefSeq and is a predicted model, not a curated record. Gene Ontology annotation, molecular function: flavin adenine dinucleotide binding; iron ion binding; FMN binding. Lineage: Eukaryota; Metazoa; Arthropoda; Arachnida; Ixodida; Ixodidae.
CUCUCUCCUUCCUUAGCGCGGCGGCGGGCUCUGAGCAGCGGAGCACGCGCCUCUGCGCCGGCGACCAAUAAUUCAAGCGGCGUGUCCAAACGCGCCGAGUUGUGCGUGCGUGCGUGUGGGUCUGCUCCGCUGCGGCUUCUGUGCGGUCUCUCCCUGCCCGCAUUUCGUGCGCGUCGGAGCACUGCCAGCCUGCGACACAGACACACACCCUUCAACACCGGCGUAAUCGGCCCCGUCGCCGUGCGAACCCCAACACCAACCAGUUCAGGCGAGCAAGAACACCGCCGGAUACGCAGAGUUUCCAACCAAGCGAGCACCGAGCGAGCCGGGGCUGUAGCCGCGGCCAUCGCUGCCGCUGUACGCAGCAGCUGCGGAGCACCGGAGAACCGCCGCUGCGGCUAACCGUAAGCCAGGAGUAAUCGGAGCAGGCCAUGACGUCGUCGUCGGCGGCGGGCGGAGGAGGCCUGCCCCCGGCGCGGGGCCUGUACGACCCCGGGCAGGAGCGCGAGUCGUGCGGCGUCGGUUUCAUCGUCAGCAUCGAGGGCACACCCUCGCACAAGAUCAUCCAAGAUGCGGAGACCAUGUCUCGGCGCAUGGAGCACCGUGGUGCCUGUGCCUGCGACAACAACACGGGUGAUGGAGCCGGCGUCAUGAUGGCCGUCCCCGACAAGUUCUACCGCAAGAGGCUCAGGGAGGAGCUGAACAUAGUGCUGCCUCCGGCAGGGCACUAUGCCACGGGUGUCUGCUUCCUGGAACAAAUGACAGCUCCUGAAGCAGAGAGGAGGUUCGAGGAAGAGGCCCUGGCCAACAACCUUAAGGUUCUCUGCUGGAGGACCCUGCCCACAGAUGACGGAACCCUGGGCUCGGUGGCCCGUUCCACAGAGCCCUACAUGCGCCAGGUAUUUGUGGUGCCCACCGGUGGACAGGCAGGCAACGAUUUCAAGCGAGACGUGUUUGUCCUCCGGAAAGUCACCUCCCACAAGAUCCCCAGUGAUAAGCUGCGCUACUAUAUCUGCAGCCUGUCACCGGACACUAUCGUAUACAAGGGUCAGCUGACAACCACCCAGUUGUGGCGUUACUUCUUGGACCUCCAGGACCCCCAGUGUGAGACGUACUUGGCCCUCGUCCACGCCCGCUUCUCGACAAACACCUUUCCCAGCUGGGAGAGGGCCCACCCGCUGCGGCUCUUGGCUCACAAUGGAGAGAUCAACACGCUCCGGGGCAACGUGAACCUGAUGCACGCCCGUGAGGGUGUUAUGCACACGUCCAUUUUCGGGGACCGGCUCCGAGAGCUGUACCCUGUGGUCGAGCCCAACCUGUCCGACUCUGGCAGUGUGGACACAGUGCUCGAGUUCCUUGUCAUGGCUGGCCAACGCACUCUUCCUGAGGCGGUUAUGACUAUGGUGCCCGAGGCGUGGCAAAACAAUGAGCAGAUGAACAUUGAGAAGCGGCAGUUCUACCAAUGGAGUGGCUGCGCUAUGGAACCCUGGGAUGGUCCAGCAUUGCUGACCUUCUCGGAUGGCCGUUACAUUGGGGCCAUCCUUGACCGAAACGGACUGCGGCCAUCGCGCUACUACAUCACAAAGGACAACUACAUGGUGAUGGCAAGUGAAGUAGGUGUGCUCGACAUUCCGUCUGAGAUGAUUGUGCAGAAGGGUCGUCUGCGGCCUGGACGCAUGCUGCUUGUAGACACCCUGGAGAAGAACGUCACCAAGGAUGAGGAACUGAAGUUGCAGAUUGCCCGCCAGAGGCCUCUGGGUGAUUGGCUUAAAGAAAUGUUCACUUUGGCGGACUUGCAUGAAGCAGCGGGUCCCGUUCACGUGCCGGGAUUGCGUCGCCAGGACACGAGCACCUUUGCCAAGAGUAGCAAGGUGUUCCAAGACUUGAGACUGCCCCUGUUUGGUUAUUCUCCGGAGACCAUCAACCUCCUGCUGCUUCCCAUGGUCCAGACUGAGAAGGAAGCCCUUGGUUCCAUGGGUAACGAUGCUGCACUGGCGUGCUUGUCACUGUGCCAGCCACUCAUCUACGACUACUUCAAGCAGCUAUUUGCCCAAGUCACCAACCCACCCAUUGAUCCGUUUCGAGAGAAGAUCGUCAUGUCUCUGGCCUGCCCAAUUGGACCAGAGGCCAACAUUUUGGAGCCGAGCCCAGCCCAGUGCCGGCGCUUGUGGCUUGAGCAGCCGAUCCUCUCCCUGCGUGACAUGGAGGUCAUCAAAGAGACCACAUACAAAGGGUGGAGGACAAAGGAGAUCGACAUUGUGUUCUCUGCAAGCGAAGGAGGCGCAGGCCUCCUGAAUGCCAUCAGGCGCAUCUGCGACGAGGCCUGCACAGCUGCAAAGUAUGGCUACACACUCAUCGUCCUCUCAGACCGGAAGGCUGGCAAGGACUUCAUACCUGUCAGUGCGGCCAUGGCACUGGGUGCUGUCCACCAUCACCUCAUCACCAUGCGGCAGCGCAUGAAGUGCGGCCUCAUUGUGGAGACCGGGGAGGCCAGGGAAGUGCACCACAUGUGCGUGCUGCUGGGCUACGGUGCCGAUGCCAUCUGCCCAUACCUCGUGUUCGAGAUGGUUGCCACGCUGCGCUCGGAUGGCCUCUUGAACCCACCCCUUUCAGACGAGCAGGUCUUCAAGAACUAUGUGGCUGCUAUGGAACGGGGAAUUUCCAAGGUGAUGGCCAAGAUGGGCAUCUCAACAUUACACAGCUACAAAGGGGCGCAGAUCUUUGAGGCCGUGGGCCUUGCCCAAGAAGUGAUCGAUGUCUGCUUCCGCAACACCGCCUCCCGCAUAGGUGGCGCCACAUUUGAUGUGCUGGCUCGGGAGUUGGUCCAGCGUCACGACUUGGCCUAUUUGGGUCGCGAGUUUGACAACCUGGUACUCCGCAAUUCUGGCUUCUACCACUGGCGUAACGGCGGCGAGAGCCACGUCAACGACCCGCUCAGCGUAUCCACCCUGCAGGAAGCUGCCACAUCCAACAGCAAGGAUUCAUGGAAUCGCUACAUUGAAAGUGCUAUGAAGAGCAUUCGACAGUGCACACUCCGUGGACAGUUUGAGUUUAACUAUGCCAGUACUCCUCUCGACAUUUCACAGGUUGAGCCUGCCAAGGAGAUUGUCAAGCGCUUUGUGACAGGCGCCAUGAGCUUUGGCAGCAUCUCCAUUGAGGCACACACUACGCUGGCCAUUGCCAUGAACCGUGCAGGUGGCAAGUCCAAUACGGGUGAGGGCGGUGAAAAUGCCGAACGCUGGGCACUCCAGCACCCAGACAACAACAAGCGCUCUGCCAUCAAGCAAGUUGCUUCGGGGAGGUUUGGCGUGACAGCUGCCUACCUGGCCAACAGUGAUGAGCUUCAGAUCAAGAUGGCUCAGGGAGCCAAGCCAGGGGAGGGCGGUGAGCUGCCUGGAUACAAGGUGAGCAAGGACAUUGCCAAGACCCGGCACUCCGUUCCCGGUGUGGGCCUCAUCAGCCCUCCACCUCACCACGACAUCUAUUCCAUUGAGGACCUGGCUGAGCUGAUCUACGACCUCAAGUGCUCAAACCCCAGUGCUCGCGUCUCUGUCAAACUGGUGUCCGAAGUUGGCGUGGGAGUGGUCGCUUCUGGUGUGGCCAAGGGCAAGGCAGAGCACAUCACCAUCUCAGGCCACGACGGAGGCACGGGAGCGAGCAGUUGGACGGGCAUCAAGGGUGCGGGCCUGCCCUGGGAGCUGGGCAUUGCCGAGACUCACCAGACGUUGGUGCAGAAUGACUUGCGCUCGCGCAUUGUUCUGCAGGCUGACGGGCAGAUACGCACAGGUUUUGAUGUGAUGGUGGCUGCCAUCUUGGGUGCGGACGAGUUCGGCUUCUCGACUGCACCACUAAUCGUCAUGGGCUGCACCAUGAUGCGCAAGUGCCACCUGAACACCUGCCCCGUUGGCAUAGCCACACAGGACCCUGAGCUCCGGAAGAAGUUUGAAGGGAAGCCAGAGCAUGUGGUCAACUUCCUCUUUCUCCUAGCCGAGGAGGUGCGAGAAUAUCUGGCCAAGCUUGGCUUGCACAGCCUGCAGGAGGCUGUCGGCCGCACUGACCUCCUGCGUGCUGCCCCCUUCGAGGGCAACCCCAAGGCCAAGCUCCUCAACCUCGACACCAUUCUCCUCAAUGCAUUGAGCCUCAGACCUGGAACCAACAUUCGUGGGGGCAGCAUUGCACAGGACUUUGAGCUUGGCAAGCGCAUGGACAACUUGCUCAUCAAGCAGUCCAAGGCAGUGCUCGAGGGUCGAUCCAAGGAGGUCACCCUGCACAUGGACAUCACCAAUGAAGACCGAGCGUUUGCCACCACGCUGAGCUACCACAUCGCCAAGAAGUAUGACGAGGAGGGCCUGCCUGAGGGAUCUCGCAUCAGCGUGUUUCUCAAGGGCUCCGCGGGACAGAGCUUCUGCGCCUUCUUAUCGCGGGGGGUCUACGUGACCUUGGAAGGCGAUGCCAAUGACUAUGUUGGGAAGGGGCUGUCAGGAGGUGAGCUGGUGAUAUUCCCGCCCAAAGACCUGCCGCCCGAAUUCAAGUCUGAGGAGAACGUGAUCGUCGGCAAUGUGUGCCUCUAUGGUGCCACGUCGGGCCGGGCGUUCUUCCGUGGCGUUGCGGCUGAACGCUUCUGCGUGCGCAACUCAGGCGCCACUGCAGUCAUUGAGGGCGUGGGGGACCAUGGUUGUGAGUACAUGACUGGUGGCCUGACCGUCAUCCUUGGGCCUACAGGCAGGAACUUUGCCGCUGGCAUGUCUGGUGGCAUCGCCUACGUUCUUGACGUGGAUGGCACGUUCCGGAACAAGUGCAACGCCAUCAUGGUAGACCUGUUGCCACUGGAACUGGCCGAGGAUCUGGACCAGGUGGAAUCCCUGAUCCGAGAGUUCUAUGACCUGACGGGCUCCGCAGUCGCGGCCUCGCUCCUCUCCAAGUGGCCUGACUCGGCCAAACUUUUUAUCAAGGUGUUCCCGAAGGAGUACCAGCGGGCGCUGAAGCAGAUAGCAGAGGAGAAGGCGGCGCUCUCGAUGCAGAACGACCGAGUUGCUCCGCCCGCGCCCGCCCCUGCAGUGACGGAGAAAGUGAGCGACAUCGAGGAGGUGGUGGCAGAUGGUGACGCUAAGAAGAAGCAGCUGGAGAACCUUGACAAAAUCCGGGGCUUCAUGAAGUACAAGCGUGAGACGGAGCCAUAUCGGCCAGCAAUGCAGCGUAUGCAGGACUGGAAGGAGAUCUACAAUCGGCAAGGAGUCCGCAAGAACAUCCGCGUACAGGCUGCCAGGUGCAUGGACUGUGGGGUUCCAUUCUGCCAGUCAUCUCAUGGCUGCCCUCUGGGCAACAUCAUCCCCAAGUGGAACGACCUCGUCUUUCGGCAAGACUGGAAGGAGGCCCUGGCCCAACUGCUGCAAACAAACAACUUCCCAGAGUUCACUGGCCGAGUCUGUCCAGCUCCGUGCGAGGGAUCCUGUGUGCUUGGCAUAAAUGAGCCAGCAGUGACCAUCAAGAACAUUGAGUGUGCCAUCAUCGACCAUGCCUUCGAGCAAGGCUGGAUUCAUGCUGAUCCACCAUCGCAGCGUACAGGCAAGAAAGUUGCCAUUGUGGGUGGUGGACCAGCCGGUUUGGCCGCAGCUGCUCAACUUAACAAGGCUGGUCACGAGAUCACUGUCUUUGAGAGGAAUGACCGUGUCGGUGGCCUGUUGCAGUACGGCAUACCUACCAUGAAACUGGGAAAAGACGUGGUGAAGAGGCGUGUUGACCUGAUGGCCGAGGAAGGCAUCACGUUCAAAACCUCAACAGACGUGGGCAAGGACGUGGCCAGCGGAGACCUGAUGUCCCAGUUUGAUGCCCUGCUCCUAACCACGGGAUCAACAUGGCCACGUGAUCUCCCCAUCCCUGGCCGCCACCUGGAGGGCAUCCACUUUGCCAUGAGCUUCCUGGAGACUUGGCAGAAGAAGCAGAUGGGUAACGACAUCGACCACCUGCCGCUGUCAGCCCGCAACAAGGACGUCAUUGUCAUCGGUGGUGGGGACACCGGUGUGGACUGCAUCGCCACCUCACUGCGACAGGGUGCGCGGAGCAUUGUGACCUUCGAGAUCCUGCCGCAGCCCCCUCCACAGCGUGGAGAGGGCAACCCGUGGCCCCAGUGGCCUCGCAUCAUGCGCGUGGACUAUGGUCAUGAGGAGGUCCGCCUCAAGUAUGGCCAGGACCCACGACACUACAGCAUCCUCAGCAAGGAAUUCCUGGACAAUGGUCAGGGCCACGUUUCGGGCAUCCGGACAGUGCAGGUCAAGUGGACCAAGGAUGCCACGGGCCGCUGGAACAUGGAGGAGCUGCCAGACACUUCCAAAGUCUUUAAGGCUGACUUGGUGCUACUUGCCAUGGGGUUCCUGGGUCCCGAAAAAUACCUCAUCGACGAGCUGAGCCUGGAGCAAGACCCGCGGUGCAACAUUCGCACCUCGGCCAACUCGUACCGCACGUCGGUGCCACGGGUCUAUGCCGCCGGGGACUGCCGCCGAGGCCAGUCUCUUGUGGUGCACGCCAUCAACGAGGGCCGCCAAGCUGCCCGGCAAAUUGACCUAGACCUCGCCGGGAAGAGCCUGCUUGCGGGUCCCGGAGGCAUCAUUCCUUUCACGUACGAGCUCGCCUUCGGCUCGUAAACAGCCACGUCCGGGGCUGCAGUAGUUGCUCGGACUGUUGUACGUUUUCGUUCCGCGGUUUACCUGCCUGGGUUUUCUGCCAAGAGUAGGUAGUGUGUGCGCCCUCGAGCGCCCUCAAGAGACCCACGCUGCGUGUGAGGAUGCUGACUGAGGCCAAGACUCCCUUCUCGUGCAAGCUCUUGGCGUCGGCAGCUAAGCAGCGACCUCCGCCGUGUCUCCAGCUGUGGCUUGUACUGUCGUACGUUUUCGUUCUGCAGUUUGCAUUGGGAAUGCCACUGAAGCGUAAGUAGUGCUUGCGGGCAAAGGUUUGUGAGCACUCUGUUAAUUUACGAUGUCUCAAGAGUGCCAACAGGGGUUGAGAGACAUGGCUUUGGGCGGGCUGCAGCCUCUUCAGUCCCAGAAAGAGCCUUUGUUUGAGGUGCUGGCAUUGCGGGUUCGGUGAAGGCAGUCCAGGCACGUGAGCGCACACGCGCACCACUCCUGCUGGAGCGAGCUGGGGAUUCUGACACUAAAACUGGGGUGCCUACGUAGAGUGUCAUCGCUCUGGUUGCAUCUCGGCAGUGGAAGCAAAGCAGUUCAAAAGCAAAGCGGAAAAAAAAAAAAUUAACUUGUAAAGAGCAAAUAUAAAAAACCUAAGGCCCAGUUUUAAGUUCUCAACACGGUGAUUGCAAACAUUGUGGCAAGUUGUUUUUUUUUUUAGUUUGGUUCUGUUCUCAGUUCCACCAAGCUUAUUGGCUGAUUCGAGAGAUAAAGACGGUGCAAAGGUGAUGCUCGAGCCAGCAACAGAUUGUGUGACAAAGAGGCUAGAAGCAUGUUGCAUCAUCGGGCUCAAGCUACAGGCUGCUUAAACGAACAGAAUGUCCAUUGUGCCAAGCAGGAUAUCCUGAAACAUCUCGGGAGUGCAGUUAACGAUCUUGCGUAGGAUGAUAAAUGGUAGAGUAAAAAGCUCUGAUGUUGAUGCUGGCUUUAGGUGGAUACGGCCUUGCAGGAAUUGAUGGCAGUUGCUUUUUUCCAGUGCUGUUCUUUUUUAAGGCAAUGGCUAAGCACACCCGACAACUGUGCUAUGCUGGCAGAAUAAAUGACGUUAGUGUCUAAUGUCUUACAUUAAAUGCCACGAGUUCUUGUUCUAACUGCUUUGGAAGAAAGGAAGCCCUUGUGUUAGCAAUGGCGCAUCUGUCACUGUCUGCAGUUUGUGUAUCUUGCGCGUGCGUGCCUGGACUUAAUUUCCUGUGAUGUCGCAGCUCUAAACGUGGCAUUGCAGCUGCUGGUAUUAUUUUAUAUUCCUUGUUGUUACUGUUGACGUCUACCGUUGCCGUGUUUUACUUGUGCUUCUGCACAAACACAAAUUGAGAGAUGAAAAUAAAAGAAAAAAAGCACACUGAAAAACUCUUGUGGACAUUUUGACAGCCUGAAUCCAAUUCACUUCUAACAAAACAAUGGCAUGAACUGUUGGAAGGUGCAGUGAAAGCGGUUGCGUUGUUUUGACAUUUGAAUGUAUACCCAGUGAGCGCGUUAUAUCACUGACCGGCUCUGUACUUUUUUCUCGUGCUACAAGAAAGCUUCUAAAAUUUUAAAGCGGAAAAUUUCAGUACUAAACUUUUGUAUGGCAAGGAUUAAUUGCUUUUGUCUGCGUACAGCUAUGCCAUUGCUAUUAAGUUUUAUCUCUUUCUAUUAAGAUCUCUUUCUGUUCUCUUAUCUGGAUGCAUACCCGAAAGUUCGGCAUCAGCUUAGAUUGGGAGGUGGUGUAAUGUCUGAAUUAACAAAGCUACAGAGUGGGGCAUUACUAUAGCAGUUUGUUUUAUCUAAAAUGAUGCCUUAAAUGGCCACCAGUUGGCACAGAUAAAAUUUAUUCCUGUCUACAAUGGUUUGCAAACAAUAUUAGUCUAGAGCGUGAUUUUGAUCAGUGUCUUGGGAGUUGCAUGUUAUGUAUUUAGAAUAAUAAUGAAGCCGUUUCCACAAGUAGUGCAUAUUGUUAUUUUGGUUUGAGAGCUUGUAUCUAGAAAGUUAGUCUGGUCACUUGGAAGUAACACACCAAUCAUCGUGAGGUAACAUGCAUCGUGGUGGUUUCAUAUAACCAAUUGAGCUCUAGACCCUCUAGUUUGGCUAUUGGCACCUGAUAUGGAGCCAAACAGUGAAGAUUGUCAGAAAGUAGGUACAAAAAAAAAAGAAAACCAAAGAAACGUGAGGCACACCAGUGGCAACUAAUGCUAAUUUAAUUUUUUAUCACUCCUCCAAAGAAAUAAUGAUUAGAUAUAUUGUUAAGCACUAUGGCUUAACAUGCUGUAGUUGUGUAAAGCCUAGCCUCAGGCACAUAUAAACAUUGUCACCAAAUUUAUCAGGAGAGCUCCUAUCGCGCUUGCAUCCAAGCUACCAGGAGCCUAAAGGCAGUAGGAGUUCUGCAUCUGUGUAUGUGUCAUCUUUAGCAUGACGCACACAUUGGCUUAACUAUUUUUAAUAGAUGCUGACAAGUGCUGCAACUAGCAACUGGUUGGGCAAUAAACAUGGCACUCAUUUUCGUAGUGGGUGUAACAAGCAUAACUUGUGUUCAUAACAAGCAUAACACAAAACAUGCGGUUAGAGGUCUGCGUAACAAAAUUUAUGCUAUUUCCGUAGCGUAACUCGUAUGCAUACAUACAUACAGCGACUAAAUUAAGAUUUCUUGUAUGCAUGUGUAAAAAGCAUCUCUAUUUUUUUCCCAUGUGCUUGUGUCCUCAUCUAUGUCACAGCACUAACUUCUAUGUACACUCUGUGCCGUUGAAUAACAGCAACCUUUCUCUUUUUGCUUACUUCUUCAACCACUGGGCCCAAACAAUGUGAAGCAAAUUCUAUCGCCAUCUUUGCACAAAGACAGUGUGAUUGAAAGCACAUUGUAAUAGCCAUGAAUGGAGUGCCAGCCUAUUAGCAGAACGUUUUGCAAGGUUUCUCAUUUCGUAAGGUUUCCCAAGGUGACUCAGGAGACUUUUGCUUGCAUGUGCCUGACUGGUUUGAGCUAGUGGGACUGCCCGAAAAAGUCUUAGGAAUUUGCUCAGCCUAACAAUCAUUCAGCAGUCUAUUGUCAGAUUAGCGGGCUUUCACAUUCUUAUGCACGUGCACUUUCAAACCAGCAAACUGUAGUGAUGUCAGAAGCUGGCACUAUAAUGGUGCACCGGAGGAAGGUCCUGUUCGGGCACACUUCUGCUUGCACUUCGGCUAUGGUUUGCUUAAGUCGUGGAGUUUGCCAGUCAUCUGCACCGCAAGAUAGCGGGUCAGACGAGUGAGACGCAAAAGCACGCAAGGUGCACUCGUCUCCUCUUUCAAUCGUCGGGUGGUCUUGCACCGUAGAUUUGAAUAUAGUGGUCGCGCUUUAAUCGAGUGCAUUACACCCCAUAUAUAACUGUGCCUGCCAGAUCACCCAAGCUACCCGGUUAUCACUAGGGGCACUACUCGUGCGGUGUACAGUAAUUCUAGUUUUGCAUAAUAAUGGCCUUUGUCCCUGCUACUGUGAUAGAAUUGGCCAUGGCAAAUGACAAGGAACAGUUGGUGCUCUAGUAACAGAUUAUACGAGUGGUAGCAGCAGGUAACAACUUGCAAAAAAAAAAAGAAGAAAACAUUAUACAGUGAAACCCUACUAUAUUUCAUAUAUUUCUUGCAUGCUGAUAUUAGCAAUAAGCGUUUUAUAUUUACUUCUCUAUAUCCAUAUUUGUUAGAUUGGAGGUCCGGCUAGUAUGUCACUUAAAGUGUGGGUGCAGCUUUUUUUGUUUCUUGCUUUCCCGGUGCAUUUGUUGUUGUCAGUGAGGUUAAACACAAGGUGUAGUGCUAAUGUGGAAGUAGAAGCUUCCAGCGAGCAACCAUGUGCCAGUGGCGCCCCCGGUGGUAACGUAGUGCAGCACGAGCAACAGUGCUUCUCUGCUGCGUCAGGGAUGGCUUGGCAGGCACAGGGCUGUUUAAACAGGGCCACGUCAAGUGUAACCGUAUUACAUAUCGUUUGUUGUCAUUGUUGCUGUUAUACUGUCGUUAAAAGGCUGUUGGCCACCCCCUGUGAUGCUAUAGCUGUGGCACCACAUAGUUUCGCCGUCUGGCUUGUACCAUGUUGUGACCUGUGCCCACUUGUUAGCCGCUUGCCAGCAAUACUACUCACAGCAGCAGCAGCAGCAGCAGCAAUGCAUGUCAUGUGGCCGGUACGUUUUGAGUCUUUCAUAAUGUGGUGCUCCUUGGGCUUCCGCUUCGUCUCUUCUUUUGUUUUUUUUCUCUGUCUCCUAGAUGUUGGGAGAAAUGUUGCACUUUCCACGUACAGUUUUGGGCCAGAUUCGUGGGCUUGGUGUCACUUCUGCUACGAUCUAUGGCCCAGGUGGUCGUUCGUUGCGGUAGAACUGCCAGGAAUAGUGGAGGGGAAAAAAAAAAAAAGUCGCAGCAAGUUGAGAACAAUCUUUAGUGUAAGACCGCUUCACAGGGCAGUGGUAAGGGCUGAUGACACAUAUGUGUUGUUUUUGUGUGUUUGAACGUUCACGAUAGCUAUUGAUUCCUGGUCCUAAUGCUGUUCGUAAGAGGCAGUCUCUCUGGGGAGAGCUCGUGGCAAAGCAUCUGUUCUUGCUGGCAACCUGGCAUCUAACCUGCCCAGGCAGCCUGGCAGCUUGAGCUACAUUGCAUUAUUUUGUCACACUCGGCAACAGUGGACCCACAAACCAGUGUGCCCACUGUUGCCGAGUGUUCGCUGCACUGGCAUUGCUCUGUGAAACAUUGCAUAAUUAAGACAGGCAGGCAUGAACAGUCCUACCUGCUGAGUCGGCGCCUCAAUCACAUUGGUAGUUUGCAUGGAGGCAGCAUGUUGCAGUGCAUUUUGUUUAAUCCAUUGCUUUGGGGCAGCACUAGCCUGUCUUGUUGAGAAUAAAUCAUGAGGACUUGUUGUCCGGGCAGAUGCUGUGCUUUGUCCAAACAAUGGCAGAUGGCACCACCGUUUCUUUAACUGAGGUAAUUUUUCGGUCGCCUGCAUCACCACAGAGAUGUGUAGCUGCAAUUCAUUCUAGAUGAAUUAAGUAUUGCCUUCAGACAAGGUAUUGAACAAAAGAACGCAACAAAAUUCUACUUCCAUGUUGAAAUUGGAUGCAUAUAGGCCAGUUAUUUAGCUGACAAGAGUGACUUAUAUGUGUAUCUCUUAUUUAUACAACCGUCUGUGUGUAGGUGCAAAGAUGUGCCAGACGUUGUGUGACCUUCCAGUUUGGUUCGUUGGCCAAUAAAAACAAACAAAGAUAACAGGCUCGUAUUGAAAUAUAAAAGGGUGAUCUUGCACCAUGUAGCAUAUGAGGAUACAGUAUGUUGCCCAGUGACACCUGCAGCACUUAUUAACACUCUAUAUUACACAGCUCCGAACUGCCACUGAGCUCUCCCCAAAGGGGUCCAGGAUGAGUUACGUGGCCGUGUCAUGCAGGUGCAUGCUUGUCAUCAUUUUGGGUGAUCCGUUGAACGUGUACUUAACGACGUGUGUACUUUUGUGACAUAUAGUGAAUGUUAUUCCUUGUCCUGAACGUCACAUCACUGAAUGUUACUGUCUCAGCCUGAGUGCUUAAGUUUCUUCAUUCGGGGUUCGAGCAUAGCCUUUGAACCUUGGUGCUGAUCUCCCUGGUUUUUCCUAAAGUGUCGUCCUUGACAGAAUUUGAAGUGUGCUUAGCGAUUGCUUUAAAUAACCAAUUAUACGCUUCUUGGUUGUAUGUAUACACCUUGUCUUGUGCAGAUGUGUUGCAUUCCCUUCGUAGAUGAGUCAUACGUAAAUACUGAAUGGUGCGUUGUUCAUUCGACAUGACAAGAGCAAGGAUGCGCACUGAUGCUGUACACACAAUCAGCUCAUGCCUUUCAUUUGCAAGAAGUGUCACUUUAGUUAACCUUGUGAAAUGCAUGGUGCAUCAAAGAUAAUGAACCACUGACGUAUGAAUGUACUCAUAUAACUUCCCUGCUUUGGGAUAUUAAAUCCUGUGAAUCAAUUACAUAUAACUCCUUAGAGCCUUCGAUUUUUUAAAAUAGCAAAGCAGCAAAAGAAAUUCAUUGCAGUAUUUGUAAAAUAUUGCUUUAGUCAAAAUUUCUUGUGGCUUCUCCAUGGCACCACAAAAUAAAGGGGAGGGAGGUGAAGGCAUUGGUAAGAUUCAAAAAUAUGCACAAGCAUUUCAGUAGCGUGCUUCUUUUUUGUUAUAGCUUUCGUGAAGUAGCACAUAUGGUGGUACUUGGCACGAUGCUGUGAGGCAUUCAGCCAUCAAGCACAACUUGCAUGGUUUGAAAGGACCAUUUUGCACCAUGAAAAAGAAAGACAAACAACAGAAAACAUUGUGUAGGGAUCAGCUAAACUAAGUUUUAAACGAGGUGUGCAUGCUAAGAAAGCAAUAUGCAUUUCCUGAGAACCUUGUGCGACGCGUAGCUCCACCCAGAACCAGUGCCACUGCAUGGACGCUCGGAAUGACUUCACAAAUAAAGUGGAAAUAAACUUGUCUGCACAGCUCUCGUUUUAAACAAAAGAAGUCGGUAUAAACACGACUAUGCGAGCGUAGACACGUUGCUCCAAGGCCACAUCUGCAGUGUCGACUCUGUUGACAGCCACCGAUGACUAGAAGCCGGCAGGCCUAGUUGACUGGUUGGCUCUUGCGACACGACUGCAUGCAGCUCAUAAUAAAGCACCUAUGUUGGUCAGAACAAUGUGUUCAAAAUUAUGUCGCACUUAAAUUGCCAUACAUUGAUUUUAUCGAUGCCGAUGAAAGCGAACGAGCAAGCCAGGUGAGCUUGCGAUCGCUGAGAGACAGUAUAGGCCUAGCUCAUUGGCUGCCAGAUCUGUGGCCGACAGCCCAUGAAUUUCGAUCCGCAAACGAGCAAAGGCGCCCCCACAAAAUUUCUUGGGUUGUCUUUCACUUUAGGGGGGAGGGAGGCGGGCUUGCUUGGAAUUUCGCGGUAUGUUUGUUACAUGCUGAUGUCGGCAACUAACAUUCCAGCUUAACUUUUGUUGUGUUCGGUAAUUUGUUAUGUGCGAUAAUUUAUUACAUUCGUGUUCCUUAUAUUGAGGUUCGGUUUUUCUCUGGCGAAAUUGCACUUCAGGCUUUUUGGUCGAGCAGUGUAGUGAUUAGUUGUAUAUGUAAUGAACAAAGCAUAUUAUACAAGUAUUGGGCAGUCUGUUUUAUAGCUUAAAGAAAGUGAUGUUUAGACUUUUGACAAAGUAAAAUAAUCUACCUUGUAUUGCUUACUUCGUGUCAGAUAUGGGCUCUUUUAGCUGAAACUGCCAGUGUGUCAUGAAGUCUCAUCUUUCCUUUGACAGUUUGAAGCUAAUGUGUUAUGUGGUUUUUCCGUGUGUGCAAAUAUUUAGGAGCUAGAAGUCAUUUCAGUGAAUUGUAAGGAAAGUCAGUACUACCAAAAAAGCUGGUCAUUAGGUGUCAUUGCAAUGGACUAGCAAUUUGCAUUUGCAACACUUUUCUUGGGCAUGACUGAUUAAAAGCAGUCAUUAGUCAGUUACCCAUGUUAUAGUUAUGUUUUGUUAUUGGCAUAUAAAAGGGAAAUUGAGUAUUGGUUAGAAAAGCUUCCUUACUCAAUGUCUUUUGGAUUGGUAACCCCUGUUUAAUGUGCAUUUUCUAAAGUAUCAAGACUUUCUUGUGACCAUUAUUUGGACGUGCACGCAUGAAGAAGUGCCAUUUUCGAGAAGGCUGUUCUGAUUUGCGGGUGUUAUAUCUGGCAAAUCUUCAAGAGCAAGGCAAAAAUAAUUUUGUAUGCCUCUGCCUCAUAACUGCAGUCAUGCGAGGGACACCAUUCACAACAGCUACCCAUAGUUUUAUCUGCCACUAGCAAUGAAAUUUGCAGCUAACGACUUGCAGAAGUUGUCCGACUACUUAUGUGACUGCAUGUUUUUGCAAUCUGCAAUUUUGUGAAAUUAUGUGACAUGUCUCAUCGCAAGUACAUAAUUUUCAAGAUUGAUAGAUUUCAAGACUUUUGCUUAAUGUCGCUUAGAUCCCACUCCCAUCACUGUGCUUAUAAAGGAGGACAAGAGGGUAUUCUUUCUUCUGGCAUAAGCUGCAUUUGUGAGAAAGCAAUGAGAGCAAUUGAACCAAUUUAGCUUUGACAAAAUAAGUCUAUGCACAUUUAGUUUAACAAAAAUAAGUCUCAUCAAUUGCCUUAGCUUAGUAAGUUAGGCCACGUACCACAGUUUUGUAGCUGCAACACAGCAACAUCAUUUUUCAAGCUUAAUUGGUGGCAGUGCAGAAUAUGCAGGGGCUUGGCAUAAACCCAAAUCACCGACUAUAGUCAGGUGGAACAUGCUGUGUAAUAUGUUUAUACUUACCCAGGUUUCAUGUGCAUAGUGCAAAUUAGCAAGCCCAUUUCAUGAUCAAUGGCACAUUUAUUCACUGCAAAUCAUCACACAUUUAUAACAUGUAAGUCUGUACAAAAGAUUUAUGUAAAGAAGCACUAACAUUCAAUGGUUUGUUAAGCUUAAACAGGUAUGUCAUGGCAUGGCCUGUUCUAGUAUGCACACCUUGUGACAUCUAAGUUCAGCUGCGUCAUUUCUGGGUGCCUUUGAAACAAAACAUUAAUCCUAAACAUUUUAAGCUGCUGCUGUCUUUACUGGAAACUAAUGAAAAAAAACAAGACUGACUUAGUUCCGCACCUAAAAUGGGAGAGAUAUCUUUAAGGUCAUCAGCCCUGUAAAAGUAGUUGAGAAAUGUUCCGUUACAGCCGAUCUUCAUAUGUUGAGGUUUAUCAGCAUAUGAGUGUCUGGCCUUAUACCGAUAUGUACACACUUGAACAUGUACUUGAUACAUUGGUUCUGGCAGCUGUGUGAACCUAGUCCAGGCAGAAAACUAACUUCUGCUAGUCCAUGGGUAAGAACCUUGCAUAUAUGUGUAGUACUUUAUGGUCACCUAGUGCUGUUCAAAUGUCGGCUUUAUUUGCACGGUUCUGCACCUUACUAUCUUCGUGUGGUUUUUCUGCUGCAGUGGGCUUUAAUGCACUGUUCUGAACCACCAGUCUUUCAGUCGAUGCGUGUCAAAUGAAAAAAAAAAAAUUGUGCUCUCUUAGGAUGGCAUACAGGUCCAUUUACAUCUGAGGCAAGGGUGACGCUGUUGUCCUUUGCCUAUUCUUUGCUGCUGAGUUCGCCUACCUGAUGGUUAGGCAAGAACAAAUAGUCCUCUGUAGAAGGAACAACAUGUGCCGCUUGGCACGAGUAUCUCUGAACACUCCAGAUGCCGUAGACAGUUGCUGUGUGUCAAUUUUGGUGGGCGUAUACACUGGCAAAGAGAAUUGCGUAUCAAUGUUCGUGUAAAUAGUCGUGUAAGUAGUUGUAUGGUCAGUGUAAUAAAAGCAUGAAACAGAAACUGCC